Myxozyma melibiosi is the source of this 417-nucleotide messenger RNA. Its product is annotated as DNA-directed RNA polymerase. The transcript is spliced from 3 exons. The record is from RefSeq and is a predicted model, not a curated record. Gene Ontology annotation, molecular function: protein dimerization activity; DNA binding. Bases 1 to 417 code for a protein of 138 amino acids. Gene Ontology annotation, biological process: DNA-templated transcription. Gene Ontology annotation, cellular component: RNA polymerase I complex; RNA polymerase III complex. Lineage: Eukaryota; Fungi; Ascomycota; Lipomycetes; Lipomycetales; Lipomycetaceae.
AUGGCAUCGAAGACUGCUGAACACGAAGAUACCCACGCGCCCGAGAUCGUGGACCAGGAGAUGGUCGACGAGGAGAUUCCAGAGAUUGAUCCUAACAAGAUCCAGAUUCUUCCUGGUGCUUCUGAGGAUGGCACCGCUGCUUCGUUCAGAAUUUUACAAGAAGAUCACACGCUCGGCAACGCUCUACGAUACGUGAUUAUGAAAAACCCCGAAGUCGAGUUCUGCGGCUACUCCAUCCCGCACCCGUCCGAAGCAGCAAUGAACCUCCGCAUCCAGACCUACGGCGAAAUCACGGCCGUGCAGGCGCUCGAGAAGGGGCUUGAUGAUCUUGUUGAUCUCUGCGACGUGGUUGAGUCGAAGUUUAGGAGUGCGAUCGAUAAGGGGGAUUACGAGACUACACAACCUAUCGAUAACUAG